AAAUAAGUCGACAUUUUAUACAACUAUUAAUUAUAUUAUGCCAUUCAUAGCAAUUCGUCAUCACUUUCUAGUCUAUAGUCUUUGCUAAACAUAAAGACAUUUGAUUUCUUUGUUUUCUAUACAAUUCUACAAUUAUUCAAUGAUUUCUUGUCUUAUUAUUGUUUCAAUUAUUGAUUCAUAAAUAAAUGAAUUCUUCGUCAAUAAUGUCGCGAACAAUGAUUAGUAUGACUACAUCUAACAGUCCAUCCCAGUCCUCAGUUACCAACCAAUCUGCUAAUACAUCUGCAAAGUGUUCAUCAGCUAAUGGACCGUCUGUUUUAUCCGCCGAUGAAAUGGUAGAAAUGCUCAAAAACUUGGCCGCAGUUAAUGAAAAGUUACACAAAUGGGAACAAUCUAUGAAAAAGUUGGAAACUUAUCCCGACAAUGAUAUUAAUAAGACAUUAAUGAAAGAUAUUAUGGAUUUUUUUCAUAUGAAUACUGAAACUAUAAUUGCAAACAAAAUUGGCAUUGGAAUCGACACUUCAAAUAUGUAAAGUAUUGAUAACGAUAAGUCUUCGACACAGGAUAAGGCUAUCUAUCUAUACGGACAAUUAGCCCAUAAAUGUCAUCAACAGAAAAAUUUUAUGGGCGCUGCGAAAGCCUACGAGAGAGCGGCCACUCUUCGCUUUGAUAAUCCAAACAUUUUGAAUGAAAACAACUCGAAAGACACGAAAACAACGAUUCAAUACUUGGAGUCAGCGAUUGUCAACUACGAUGCUAUCCAUAAGUACAGACACGCGGGAACUCUGCACUACCGGUGCAGCAAAAUCUUACGCCUAAUGAACGCCUCGAGUGAAGAGGUGGCCAAACACUACUGUCAGGCCCUCGAGUACUUCACAAUGAGGAACCAUGAGGUCAAACAUCGCAAGAGAAUCGAUGUGGCCAAACACUACUGUCAGGCCCUCGAGUACUUCACAAUGAGGAACCAUGAGGUCAAACAUCGCAAGAGAAUCGAUUAUAGCCGCUAUAGUACUCGGGAAUGCGAUUCCAAUCGAUCCACAGAUAAUGAGGACAGUCAGGGCGCACACACCGAGUACUUCAUGUCAGGAGCGAGUUGUAGCAAAAAGGGAGACCUGUUUGACAUGACUCCGGCAGAACUGAUGGCCCCUAACCUCCAUCACAGCAGUAAAGAGUCGAUUAUAUCUAUUACACAACACAACCAAAUGAAACAACAGACCAAUCGGUGUAUUGAAGACCGCAUAGAAUCGGCCAAAAAGUUGGUCAAAAAGUUGCAU
Messenger RNA from Oppiella nova, 1274 nucleotides. NCBI's taxonomy places the organism in Eukaryota, Metazoa, Arthropoda, Arachnida, Sarcoptiformes, Oppiidae. The record is from the annotation of a GenBank genome assembly.